Messenger RNA from Hibiscus syriacus, 2648 nucleotides. RefSeq names its product glutamate receptor 2.7-like. Bases 30 to 2558 code for a protein of 842 amino acids. Gene Ontology annotation, cellular component: plasma membrane. The record is from RefSeq and is a predicted model, not a curated record. The transcript has 5 exons. Gene Ontology annotation, molecular function: ligand-gated monoatomic ion channel activity; signaling receptor activity. NCBI's taxonomy places the organism in Eukaryota, Viridiplantae, Streptophyta, Magnoliopsida, Malvales, Malvaceae.
AUUUCCCCCUCCAAAAGCACUCUGUCCCGAUGGCGCCGAAGCACGUCCGCUUCUCCUUUCUCCUCUUCAUUUUCUUUUCGUUUCUCUUCACCAUAAAAUCAGUCACCGGUGGUCUAAAGUUGCUGCACAAUAUUGGCGUGGAUUCCAAAAUGCUGAAUAUAUGCAUGUCCAUGGCUCUUUCAGAUUUUUACGCCAAACACCCUAAUUACCAAACCAGAUGCUCUCUCUCUCUCCCAACAUCGGAUUCACCUUCGCCAGGAAAUGCAGUUGGACAUGUUCCACAAACAUCAGCCGAAGCCUCAUUUGCAAUAAAACUUGGAGACAGCACUUGUCCCUCUGCUAGUCCUUUUCUGAUCAGAACAUCCAUGGCCGACUUCUCUCGCCUAGCAAAAGCUACGGUUUCUACUUUGGAAAUGUUUCAAUGGAACCAAGUCGUACUUGUAUAUGAACACAUGGAAUUCAGUAACGCCAUCAUCCCCUAUUUAGCCGAUGCAUUAGAGAACAAGGGCAUUCAACUAUCACACAAGACUGCAAUCCCAACCUCUGCCCAAACUUCUCAAAUUUUGCAACAGCUUGAAGUGCUAAUGACCCUGCAAAGUAUGGUAUUCGUGGUGAUGCACAUGUCGACAGACCUCACUUCUCGUUUCUUUGCGGUUGCGAACGAGGCAGGAAUGAUGAGCAAAAGAUUUGCAUGGCUUGUGACCUUUGCAGAUACCAUGGAUCAUGUGGCUAUUGAGUCAAUGGAGGGUGUAAUAGUAUUAAGGCCUUACGUGCCGAACACAAAAGCUCUUAAGAACUUCAGAACGAGAUAUAAAAGGUUAUCCAUGAUGAUGCAGAACAAGGAGGCCACCGAGCUAAAUCUUUUUGGUUUGCGGGUUUACGAUAUAGUUCACAGACUAGCUACGAGGGUGGAACAAAAUUGUAAUUGGUAUUAUAGCUUCUUGAAGGAGACGAAUUGUAGAAGUUGGUUAUUGCGAAUGUUGAACACUAGUUACAGAGGGGUCAGUGGGGACUUUGAGUUGGUGAAUGGACAGAUUCAGCCUUCGGUCUUUGAAAUAUUUAAUGUAACCAAAAAGGGGCAGAGGAUGAUUGGCUAUUGGACUCAUGACCGGGGAAUAUCUAAUAACUUGUAUCCGAAAUCCGGAUACACCCGAAGAAAACUCGAGGCAAACGAAUCGAUCAGAAGCAAAUGGAUAAUAGGGGUUCCGAGUAAGGGUGGAUUCAAAGAGUUUGUGAACAUACAGCCUUGGGAUAAGAAAGGCGACGAACACGAACCGGGUUUCACCAUAGAGGUUUUCAAAGCCGUGUGGGAGAGCUUGGGCCUACCUCCAAAUGGUUAUGAAUUUAAAACCAUGGAUGGAACAUAUGAUGAUCUUUGUUGCAAAGUUGAUGCUAAGGAAAUCCAUGCUGCCGUGGGAGAUAUCUCGAUUGUGUCCAGCAGGUCAAAUUGUGUGGAUUUUACAUUGCCAUAUCUAGAGUCUGGUGUGGCAAUGCUGAUAAAAACCAGACAUGAUGGACCAAAAAACAUGUGGAUAUUCUUGAAGCCAUUAAGCUGGGAUCUAUGGUUGGUAAUCAUCAGCAUUUGCAUUUUCAUCGGGAUCGUUGUUCGGGUUCUAGAUCGUCGCGAAAAUACGGAAUUUAACGGAUCACCAAGAAAGCAACUCAGCGAAAUUUUGAUGUUUCCGUGCCUAUCAGUGGCAACUCCUCAAAGAGACAUGGUGGUAACCAACUGCUCAAGGUUGGUCUUGGUGGUAUGGAUAUUUCUGGCAUUUAUAUUGAUGCAGAGUUACACGGCGAACUUGUCUUCGAUCUUGACAGUCAAUCAGUUGCAGGCGACGAUCCCGAGUAUCAGAGAACUUAGAAAAUGUCAUGUUGGUUACCAGAAUCUAUCAUUUGUAAAAGAUUACCUGAUAAACCACUUUGGGUUCGAGGAGUCUAUGCUGAAACCAUAUGGGUCAGUUGAUGACUAUCAGGAGGCCUUGUCCAAGGGAUCCGACAACGGUGGAGUUUGCGCCAUCUACGACGAAAUUCCGUACAUCAGAAUCUUUCUCGCUCAGUAUACUACAGGUUACAUGAUGGUCGGCCCGACCUACAGAACAGAUGGACUAGGAUUUGCAUUACCGGUAGGUUCGCCGCUGGUGGCUAAUUUUUCGAGGGCAAUCCUGAAUUUCACUCAAGGAAAAUACAUGGCUCCAAUUGAGAAAAAGUACUUCGGCGUAGUGUCCAUUGAUCUAGACGACACCGGGUCGGUCUCGUCGGCUAGUCCUAGUCUCACUUCAAGGAGCUUUGCCGGCCUAUUUAUCAUCAUCGUGGUCAUUGUGUUCUUAGCCUUGCUUUUCUCGGAGAACCAUAUGCUCGGAAAGCUCGUUCGAAGAUGCAUCUUUCGCAACUCUCGCGAUAACCCGGGAUCAAGAAUUCAGCCUACUGCCGAGAUGACUGUCGCCAACGUUACUAAUCCUCCUGAGAUCAACAAUGUUCAAGAAAAUCACAAUUCUAACCAGGAUAAUAGAGAUGAAUCUGCAGAUGAAGCUGCAUUGGAAGUUCACUCAUUCAACUAGCUUGGUACAUAGUUUUCAGGGCAUUUAAGCUUAUUAGAACAAUAUUUUCAAAAGAAUGUAUGAAACACACAUUUACUAAGAUCUCACUGU